AUGGACUCCGUUAACAUGUUCGACAUUUACAGCACUCCCGAGACUCCUGCGGCUCCCCCGAGCAAAAAGAAGGCAAGCAAAAGGCACCCUGGGGAAAGCAGCAAAGCGCCCAAGGCUAAGAAGCCUCGCAAUCCAGGCCCCACGGAGGACGGGCCCUCAACCAAUGCAACUCCACCUUCUCCUCACGAGCAGCAGACUCCCCCUGCUCCAGCCGGAUCGACUCCACCUCUAGCGGCCCCAACUAACCAGACUCAGCAGGCCGGUCCUGCUUCAACUGGGGGCAACAUAACUAGUCGCGCCUUCAGAUCGGUGAAGGAUAGGAUCGCGAAAAUUGUAAAGCACGACUGCUGUCGAGAGGCGAUGGCCGCGACAGAGGCGAUGGACGUUGACCAGGCAAUGCUGACUCUUACUGCUGGCCGCCUUCGCUCUGGUGCUGUUACCGAGCAGGCCAAAUCUUUGGAGCAACGACAUGCUGAUGAACUCAAGGCUGCCGAAGCGAAAUAUGCCGAACAACUUGCAGUGGUGCUCGAGGAGAAGAAUAAGCUGGAUGAGGAGUUUAAGGAGAAGCAAAAGUCUCUGGGCAAAGCCAUCGAUCAGAGGGACCAGUUCAAGGAGUCUAACCGCUUCAAUUACCGUGCGACUAAACAGCUUGAGGAGGACUUGGCUGCGAAGACGUCGAGCUCGCUCGCUGUGCUGCUCGACUGGCAGAGGAAGAAAGAGCAAGGAUUCCUGCUUCCCCUGAGAUCUCGCUUGCCACUGGGAUGGACGGUGUAA
Molecule: messenger RNA, 774 nt
Organism: Humulus lupulus (European hop)
Lineage: Eukaryota; Viridiplantae; Streptophyta; Magnoliopsida; Rosales; Cannabaceae
Exons: 3
Coding region: 1-774 (257 amino acids)
Source: RefSeq, a predicted model, not a curated record